Molecule: messenger RNA, 1633 nt
Organism: Chironomus riparius
Lineage: Eukaryota; Metazoa; Arthropoda; Insecta; Diptera; Chironomidae
Source: the annotation of a GenBank genome assembly
UAAACAAAACUUUUGUAGGGUUCCGAAAAGUAAACAAAAGAUCAUCAAAUUGAAAAACAUUAAUUUAUCCAUUUUAAACGAAGAUAUAUUAGCAAUAAUAGCAGUCAGUCAGUAAAACAAAGUGAGGAUAAUAAGCAGAAUAAGAAGAAAGUGGAUUGAAAUACUUAACGAAUGUAUAAGAGCGUUCAUAUAAACAAAAGUUUUAAAAAUAUUUUUCUUCAACAAAUAAUUGCAUUUUGAGCUGUUUUUAAGCUAGUUUCUAUUGAUAAGAUCAUAUAAUAUGUUAUUGUGAAUUGAUAUCUUUCAAUUUCACAGCAUAAAAUCAUUAUUUGAGCCGAACAAAAGUUGAAAUAAAUUUUCAAAAAAAGGAGAAAAAGCAAAAUUAUUAAUUCAAGAUGAUGAUGCCCCACCCAAGUCAAAUGCCUCAACAUCCUAUGCAUCAAGGACCACCAAUGCAACAGUUACAACAGCCAGCACAAAACCCACAGCCCCAACAGCAGCAACAAUCAUCAAAUCGUCAAUCUGCGUCUUUGAAACCAAAUUAUACAUUAAAAUUUACACUAGCCGGCCAUACAAAAGCAGUCUCAGCUGUCAAAUUCAGUCCAAAUGGAGAAUGGCUUGCAAGUUCCUCUGCCGAUAAAUUAAUUAAAAUCUGGGGAGCUUAUGAUGGAAAAUUUGAAAAGACUAUAGCUGGUCACAAGUUAGGAAUUAGUGACGUAGCAUGGAGCAGUGAUAGUCGUUUACUAGUAACCGCUAGCGAUGACAAGACCCUUAAAAUUUGGGAACUGAGUAGCGGCAAAUGCCUGAAAACUUUAAAAGGUCAUAGCAAUUAUGUAUUCUGCUGUAAUUUUAAUCCACAAAGUAAUCUGAUUGUGUCUGGAAGUUUUGACGAGUCUGUCAGAAUAUGGGAUGUGAGAACUGGAAAGUGUUUGAAAACAUUACCAGCUCAUUCUGAUCCAGUUUCAGCAGUUCAUUUCAAUCGCGAUGGAUCUCUUAUUGUAUCUUCAAGUUAUGACGGGCUAUGUCGUAUUUGGGAUACAGCUAGUGGACAAUGUUUAAAAACACUUAUUGACGAUGACAAUCCCCCAGUCUCAUUUGUCAAAUUCUCACCAAAUGGAAAGUACAUCUUGGCAGCAACACUCGAUAAUACACUAAAGUUAUGGGAUUAUUCCAAGGGAAAAUGUCUGAAAACGUACACUGGACAUAAAAAUGAACGAUACUGUAUUUUUGCUAAUUUCUCCGUAACUGGUGGAAAGUGGAUCGUGUCGGGAAGUGAGGAUAAUAUGGUCUAUAUCUGGAACUUACAAAGCAAAGAAAUUGUACAACGUCUUCAAGGGCACACUGAUACUGUUUUAUGCACAGCAUGUCAUCCGACAGAGAAUAUUAUCGCAUCAGCCGCAUUAGAAAACGACAAAACUAUAAAGUUAUGGAAGAGUGACACAUAAUCUGUUGGACUACGACCUUAAUCAGUCUAUGUCCAUAAAAAAUCACAAAACAAAAAUUAAGAUAUGAUGAAUAUCGAAGGAAAUUAUAUGAUUAUAUUAGUAGAAUACGAAGAUAAGAGAGAUAAAGUAUAAAAUUCCUAUAAAACUAUAAGAUUUGAUUUUAAGGACUAUCAUAAUGUAGCUUAUUC